CCCAAAAAAAUUAAAUAAAAAUAAAAAUCCCCCCUUUGUUGAAGAAGAAGAAAGAAAAGAAAAAAAAACGGUCUCUGUUAAUGACGACCAUACUCUUCUUGAGCUCUCUCUGCAUCACAGCAGAGAUCUCAAUUCCCAACCCUAAUUGUUUUAGAUGAUUAGAGAGUGAAAAAUCAAGAAGGGUUUUUUUUUUUUGAUUAUGUCUGAUAUUAUUGAGGGAGGAAAAGAAUCAACAAAAGAAAAUAAUAAUAAUAACAAUACUAAUAAACAAUGGGGUUGUGGAGGAAAGUCUGGUACCGUUGUCAAUUUACAACGUGUGAGUUCGAUCGUCAAAGAUAUUGGAGAGCCUUGUCUUCAUCAAUCUCCUACAAAAAUUGUUCGUUCAAAGCAAAGGACCAUUCGACGGGACAUCAAGUGUUCUUUUGGACAGUUGAAUUAUUUGAAGAAUCGGUUGAGGAAGCUAAAGAUUUUUGCCUCAAGUUGCUUACCCUGUCGUAGUCGUAUCAUGAGUAGCAAGAUGCUCAGGCCGGAUAAGUGGCGAGCCACAUUUGAUAGUGAUGGGAAGGUUUUCGGUUUCCAGAAGGCCCUUAAGUUGAUUGUCUUGGGGGGUGUGGAUCCAUCAAUACGGGCCGAAGUAUGGGAAUUUCUUCUUGGUUGUUAUGCGUUGAGCAGUACAUCUGAGCACCGAAGGCAGCUGAGAAUGGCCAGGAGGGAGAAAUACAAAGAUUUAAUCAAGCAAUGCCAAAAGAUGCAUUCAAGCAUUGGAACUGGUUCUCUUGCUUAUGUUGUAGGUUCCAAGGUGAUGGAUGUCAGGACUUUGUCUAAAGACAGUGGUAGAAGGGAAGCAGAACCUGAAAGUAGAUCAGCUUCUCUUGAUGCUGCAAAUGUGGCAGAGACUUCGGAUCAGAAUAAUAAUUGUACAACUACGUCACAUGUCUGUCAAAGGGAAAGCUCCGAGCUGUUGAGCGUCAGAGGAAGCAUAGAUAGUGCUGCAUUUGAUUCUUCACGAGCUAUGGGUUCUUUGGACCCACCCAAUUGUGUUUCCCCAAAAGCUGGGAAAGAAGUUCAUGUGUCACAUGAUGAUACUGACAGUUAUUUUGAUUUUCCUCAUUUACCUGUCACAGAUUUAUUUGAUAGAAGUGACAGUGAUAAGAACGAGUUUAGAGGGAAUGAUGAUGAUAGAUUAUCUUCCGAAGAAAAACUAGAUUUGGAGGAUGAAAACAUGCACAGCUUUCAAAUUAACAACAAUGUAGAACUGUUUUUGGAAUCAAGUGGUCUACACUCUGAUGAUGUCUCACGUGCAAGUGAGUCUGAGCACGGAUCUUUUGGUUCGGAUGCUCACAAACAAGUAAUACAGUCAAGAAACUUCGAACAUGAAAGUGAAAUAAAUAGGUUGAGAAUAUCUGAUGUGCCUGAAACAGCAGUGAUGAGUUCAACAACGUCUGAAGGAGAGCCUGUCAGUGAAGAAAGAGUUUCUGAAUGGCUUUGGACGCUUCACCGAAUAGUUGUUGAUGUUGUAAGGACGGAUAGCCAUCUUGAAUUUUACGAGGAUGCCAAAAAUAUGGCCAGGAUGUCAGACAUUCUUGCUGUAUAUGCAUGGGUUGAUCCUGGUACUGGAUACUGCCAAGGUAUGAGCGACUUGCUCUCUCCUUUUGUUGUAUUGUAUGACGAUAAUGCGGACGCUUUUUGGUGCUUUGAGAUGCUUCUUAGAAGAAUGCGUGAAAAUUUUCAGGUGGAAGGACCAACUGGAGUGAUGAAGCAGUUAGAAUCUUUGUGGCGAAUCUUGGAACUGACAGAUAAGGAAACAUUUUCCCACCUGUCACUAAUAGGUGCUGAAAGCUUGCAUUUUGCUUUUCGGAUGCUUCUGGUGCUUUUUCGUCGGGAGUUAUCCUUUAAUGAGGCUCUUUGUAUGUGGGAGAUGAUGUGGGCUGCUGACUUUGAUGAAUCAGUAGCUCGAGACUUGGAGGAAAACUGUCUCGAUCCAUUAGUUGUACAGCUUCCAAGGUAUUCUAGUUCAGAAACAGCAGAAGAAAGUGUAAAGAGUAAUGGAAGUUCAAAAACCGCAGAAGAAAGUGUAAAGAGUAUUGGAAGUUCAAAGGGAGCUCGCCCACAACCAAAAACUGGGUCUGUUGAACAUUCAGUCUCAUAUGACAGUGGAAUGAAAGCGGAAGCUAGUUAUCCUUUUUGUGGCUUGACUAGGAGUUUUUGGUCAAAGAACGACCGCAUGCAAAACUGUACUAUAAUUAGUUCAACACGGAAUGGCGACGAUGAAUUACCUGUCUUUUGCGCAGCAGCGAUUCUUGUUAUCAAUCGCCACAAGAUCAUCAAAGAAACUCGUUCAAUUGAUGAUUUGAUAAAGGCAGAUAUUCAAUGAUAACUUGCUGGAUAUAAACGUUACAAGAUGUGUACGUACGGCCAUCAAACUCCGAAAGAAGUAUUUUUACAAGAUAAUCAGGCACAAAAGAACAGGCAGUAACCCAGAGAAUAUAUAGAUGUUAUCGAAUUUCCAAUUGUUCACUACAUGGAAGAGUCAACCGUUGCCCCCAUGUUUCGUGUGUUUGCUAUGGUGGCAUUCUGAGUUGUAAAUUGAUCCGCAUUUCCAUCGAGUUCGACGUGACACAACUGUCAUUUGUCGCUUUUAUUGAGAAAUUUCAGAAGCAGGAAGAAUAAUCCGCCAUUUGAAGAUUCAUCCAGUUGUUUAUACUACUAGUUCGUCUUACAUCUUUUUUCCAAGGAACUGUGCGGAAAUGAAGCCUUCUAUUUAGUUGCAGAGAAGUCCGAUUUACAGAGCUGCUACCAUUUGACAGAUAGUAUUGUUGGUAAGUGGCAAAAAACACGACAUAUUCUUUUUCCUUUGUUUGUAAAAGGAACAUGUAUCAGUAUCACUUGUCAUUUCUUCUUGCUUCUUGUAUAUGUGAAUAUGUUGAAAAAAAUUUUGUCCUGGAAAGAAAAAAAAAUCAUUGGGUAGAUUCCAAACUGUAACUAUGUUUUAGCAUUUAUAGUAUAGAGCACUUUUUAAAGGAUAUCUAUUCAUAGAUCAUUCUCAUUACACUUCUCGUGCACCCCAAAUGUUUAUCCUUGUCUGUGUAAAAAUUAGAAACAGCUUAUUUACUAUCUUUAGUACGCUUACAAACAAAUGGUAAA
Molecule: messenger RNA, 3144 nt
Organism: Papaver somniferum (opium poppy)
Lineage: Eukaryota; Viridiplantae; Streptophyta; Magnoliopsida; Ranunculales; Papaveraceae
Product: small G protein signaling modulator 1-like
Exons: 13
Coding region: 200-2374 (724 amino acids)
Biological process (GO): activation of GTPase activity
Molecular function (GO): GTPase activator activity
Source: RefSeq, a predicted model, not a curated record